Messenger RNA from Oncorhynchus tshawytscha (Chinook salmon), 1341 nucleotides. It is a transcript of the gene birc5b, whose product is annotated as baculoviral IAP repeat containing 5b. The transcript is spliced from 3 exons. Bases 225 to 686 code for a protein of 153 amino acids. The record is from RefSeq and is a predicted model, not a curated record. Lineage: Eukaryota; Metazoa; Chordata; Actinopteri; Salmoniformes; Salmonidae.
UAUUUUUUUGGCAGUUUUAGCUUAGGAGUACAAGGAUUAGUCUCAGCUAAUGAGUGAAAAGUAGUGUCUGUAACUAAAACCUACAAAAUACCCUGACCUUCAACAUUUGGAAUCCCCUGUUGCCUUCCCCCCCUUGUUGUCCACAAUCAGUGUCUUGUGGGCCACACCUGUAUAUAUCCAACAUCAUUCUCAAGCUGAAAAGGUUGCUUCCCUUCCUCAAGGCCAUGGCUAGUCUAAACGAUUUGAGUGCGAGGUUUUACUCCUACAACAAGAUGUACAGUUAUGAAAUGCGACUCCAGAGCUUUGCCGAUUGGCCUUUUCGUGAGGAAUGUCAAUGCACACCUGAAAUGAUGGCGACGGCAGGGUUCGUCCACUGCCCCAGUGUGAACGAGCCUGAUGUGGCCUGCUGCUUCUUCUGUCUCAGAGAGCUGGAGGGCUGGGAGCCUGAGGACAACCCCUGGUCUGAGCAUAUCAAACGGUCUCCUAACUGUGGCUUCCUGGCCAUGAAGAAAGACUUCGGGGAGCUGACUGUGGCUGAGUUCUAUCACCUGGAGCAGGAGAGACUGCGUAUCUACAUUGUAUGUCACCAACCCUAUAUGUAUAUAAACUCAACAAAAAAAGAAAUGUCUUCACUGUUCACCUUCCACAGGGCACGAGUGGUCACUGAAUGGUUUGAUGUGUAUUAAACAAGGUACCAUAUGACAUGGGUGUCUCAGUCACCAGAUCUCAACUCUAAUUGAAUGCUUAUGGGAGAUUCUAGUGCUGCGCCUGAGAUUACAUUUUCCACCAUCAACAAAACACCAAAUUAUGUAAUUUUUUGUGGAAGAAUGGUGUCGCAUCCCUCCAAUAAAGUUCCAGACACUUGUGAAAUAUAUGCCCAGGUGCAUUGAAGCUGUUCUUGCUUGUGAUGGCCCAACCCCCAAUUUAAGACACUUUGUUGGCGUUUCCUUUUUAUUUUGGCAGUUACCUGUGUAUUUACCUGUAGGAUCUCGUUCAAGGCAAAUGCUUGAUGUAGAGCACUUUGCCCUUGAAGUUCUAUGGAGACUCAGGCCUUCACUGAAAGUUAUGAUAUUCUUUAGGUUUGAGCUAUAUUUAAUACUUGCUGUAGUGUUGCGGUCGUUUUCAGUUUACUAAUGUAGGCCUAAGCUGUUGUCAUUUCUACUGUUGUAGAGGAAGACUAUCCAUUUGAAGAUCGCCAAUUUUCGAGAUGAGGUGGAGAAAACAGUUAAUUACAUGAGGACGCUGUUUGACUCGGGAUCUGUAAUGUAGUUGUAUAUUUUAGCCUUGGGUGUUUUAUCUGUAAAUAUUUUAGUGAAUAAAGAUCUAUUUUCUACCGUGUUA